GGGCCUGCAUGAAAAGUGACUGUUGAGCUGUCAGUGCAGUAUUUGGUGUGCUGGAAUGAAAUCUAGAAUUGGGCUACUGAGCAGUCGGUUAUAGAAUACUCUCCAUACCAGAUAAACAGACAAAACCGUGAGCGAAUUCGCUAUCAAGUGUUAGAUCUUCUCCAGUUAAGGGCACUCUGUUCACUGACUAAUAUGUGAACAUCUCUCUAAAAGGAGAGACUCAACAAAUGGUUUUCUGACAGGAGUGAUGUAACAGGGUAUUGGGACUUAGGACAGAAGACAACAUUCAGAAGUUGCAGUGAGUUAAAGAGUUGGUACAUAUAGGGUCUUGGCUUGGGACAUGAUGUCAAUGUCAGGGGGAAGUCUGGGAAAAAAAGGAAAAGCUUAGUGAAAGGAGAUUUUGGUUGGGUAGUAGUUGAAAGAACGUUAGCAAAUCCAGUUAUUCAAGUUUUCCAAUUUUCAGGUUUUAUAAUUUACGAUAGAGUUAUAAUUCCUUUAGAAAUGGUGACUUCUUUUUUCUUAUGGAGUACUUGUAGGUUACUGUUAACUCCACAGUGUUUGUACCUACUAUGUGGAAGCAAGGCUCCUUGGAUAUUAAAAGUGAACACGAUGUGGACCUAGCCCUUAAGCUGCUUAUGCUAGAGUAAAACCAAAACCAAACCGGAAGGCAAUAAAUUCCUUAAAUAGUAGUUGGGGAGUUAGAGGAGGGAGAGGUGGCUUCUACAUAGAGUAUGAAAAAUGCCUUCAGAAAGGAGGUGUUUUGAACUUGCUAAAAAUAACAAUAAUAAUUGCAGCUAACAUAUGAGAGCUUAAAGUAUAUGCGCGACACUACUUAAAGUAUUUUAAAAAUUUAGUAUAUGAAUAGGUAAAUUUUAAUAUGUGAAUAGGUAAAAUAUUCAUAUAAUUAAGCAAUAAAUAAAAAGGUACACAGUUUGAAGUCUCCGUUCCAUCAUGUCUCCCAUCUACCUACAAUUAUUUGUUUCUUAGUGCAAAUACAAGCAAGAAUGAAUAUGUAUUCUAACUUUUCAGUAACUUUUUUGUACAAGAGGUAACAUACCACAUGCACUGUUCUGCAUUCACUCAUCAUAGAGGUCUUUCUGUAUCAGUAGAUUCUGUAUCAGUGUAUCAGUGUCAUGCAUAGUAUUCCAUGUCAUGAAUUUGCCACUCUUUAUUUAAUCAUCUCUUUUGAUGGACAUUUGGGUUUCCAUUAUGUAAUUAAAAAAACCUGGCAUACCUGUCUUUUCACACCUCUGCAAGAAUAUCAACGGGAUAAAUUCUCAAUAGUGGUGUUUCCAAAUUGCUCUCUGUAAGGCUUAGCAACGUAUGAAGUUGCCUGUUUUCCAACAGAGUCAUUAAUAGUGUGUUAUUAAAACUUUUGGAUUUGGUAAAAAGUGAUCAGAUUGUCACUGCUUUAGACGAUUUAACACAUUUAAUCUUCAACAACUCAGAUUGUUGUUAUUAUUCUCCCUACUGUACAGAAAAGGAAAAUGGGGCACAGAGUUAGAAAAAACUUGUCCAAGAUUACACAGGAGGUAGCAAGCAAGCUAGGCAUGCUGGCACCAGAGCUGAUGCUCAGCCACUACUCUCUAUGCUUCUAUGAAAUAGCAUUCUUACCGUACUUCCAUUCAGUACUGAGUUUUGUCUUUUUUUUUUUUUUUUUUUUUAAAAUAUGUCAUUCUUGUUUGGGUCUUUGUUUCUUGUUUAAAUCUUUUUUAAACUUGGUGCAAUCCUUAACUGAUACUUAGGUAUUUUUUACUUCUUGGACUGGAUUAACAUUUAGGAGACUCCCAAAGAACAUGAAGGUAGGAAAUAAUAUUGAUUUUGUGUUAGUUCUUCCUUGAAUUUUGGAACACAGUGGUGAUUAUCUGAUUCACCUGGGUGAGGCACAAGUCUGAUCUCUGUGAUGCUUCAGUGCAUGCAUGGAAAUAUGUCAGUGAGUUUCUUAGAAGGUACUUAACACAGGUUUAAGGCAUUGAGUUGUAGAUAGUCCACAUCUUAUUCUUAUAGCAUUUGCCUUUACCUAUAUCUCAUUGAUACUUAUUUUUUCCCCAGUCUGACAACCAUUUAUGAAUAGAUAUGGAAUAUUUAAAGAUUUAUUAUUGUCUCUAUAUCUGAAAUAAAGAACUGUAGCUUGUAUGUGUCAGCAGUUGCCAUGUCCAAUUUCAUAAAGGAAAAGAUUGAACAAUAAACAGUAUUGUGGCCAUCUGAUUAUUCUGAAAUUUUUGCAAUUCUUUCGGUCAGAUAGAAUAAUCUUCUACGCUACACAUCUCAUCUACUACCUAGAGAGACAUAGAUGAUCUUGGUCAGUUGUGCAGGUUAGAAGACUGCCUCUGGAACUUUUCAGAACUGGAAAUCAACAAAUUAUAGCAGUGGUCUUGGUUUUGCAAAAGGCAUCAAAUUAAAUCAAGUUCAAAUAUUCCCUGUGUCCCCAAAGAUUUACUGAUGAUGUCUGAAUUUGUUCUUCCAAGAUUUAUUUUUUGUCUUAUUCAGUACUUAAGAGAAGGCUAUAAUGAACCAGCAGCUGAUGUACCAUCAGAAAAAGACCUUAACAAAGUCCUUCAGCUUUUGGAACCUCAAAUUUCCUUUUUAGAAGACCUAACUAAAAUGGGAGGAGCAAUGAGGUCUGUUCUUACUCAGGUUUUGACAAACCAACAAAACUACAAAGAUCUGACUUCUGGUCUUGGAGAAAAUACUUAUGCAAAGAAAAGUCAUGAAAAGUAUCUUAUAGCUUUGAAGAGCUCUGGACUUACAUAUCCUGAGGAUAAGCUUAUAUAUGGUAUGCAGGAGCCAUCUGCUGGCACUAGCACUCUGGCAGUUCAAGGUUUUGCGGGUGCAACAGGAACCUUGGGCCAAGUAGAUUCUUCAGAUGAGGAGGAUCAGGAUGGGAGUCAAGGUCUGGGCAAGAGAAAGAGGGUAAAACUAAGCAGUGGCACCAAAGAUCAAUCCAUAAUGGAUGUUUUGAAACAUAAAAGUUUCCUAGAAGAACUGUUGUUUUGGACUAUAAAGUAUGAAUUUCCCCAGAAGAUGGUAACUUUCUUACUCAACAUGCUUCCAGAUCAAGAGUAUAAGGUUGCUUUUACAAAAACUUUUGUGCAGCAUUAUGCUUUCAUUAUGAAAACCCUGAAGAAAAGUCAUGAAUCAGAUACAAUGUCUAACAGAAUUGUGCAUAUUAGCGUUCAGUUAUUCAGCAAUGAGGAGCUAGCCAGACAGGUAACAGAAGAAUGUCAGCUGCUGGAUAUUAUGGUCACUGUAUUAUUAUACAUGAUGGAAAGUUGCCUUAUUAAAAGUGAGCUACAAGAUGAAGAAAAUAGUUUACAUGUGGUAGUGAACUGUGGAGAAGCAUUACUGAAGAAUAACACUUACUGGCCUCUUGUUAGUGAUUUUAUUAAUAUUCUUUCUCAUCAAAGUGUGGCUAAGAGAUUUCUGGAGGACCAUGGUUUGUUAGUUACAUGGAUGAACUUUGUGUCUUUCUUUCAAGGUAUGAACUUAAACAAGCGAGAGCUAAAUGAGCAUGUGGAAUUUGAGUCUCAGACCUACUAUGCUGCCUUCGCUGCUGAACUUGAGGCCUGUGCACAGCCAAUGUGGGGGCUUUUAUCACAUUGUAAAGUUAGGGAAACUCAAGAAUAUACCCGAAAUGUUGUUAGAUACUGCCUUGAAGCUCUUCAAGACUGGUUUGAUGCUAUUAACUUCGUAGAUGAGCCAGCCCCUAACCAGGUCAGUUUUCAUCUACCACUGCAUCGUUACUAUGCCAUGUUUUUGAGUAAGGCUGUGAAGUGUCAAGAACUAGAUUUGGAUUCUGUUUUACCAGAUCAGGAAAUGUUAAUGAAACUAAUGAUUCACCCGCUCCAAAUUCAAGCAAGUCUUGCUGAAAUCCAUAGCAAUAUGUGGGUAAGAAAUGGUCUGCAAAUCAAAGGGCAAGCCAUGACCUACGUACAGUCUCAUUUUUGUAAUUCCAUGAUUGAUCCUGACAUUUACCUGUUACAGGUCUGUGCUUCUAGACUUGACCCAGAUUAUGUUAUUUCGUCUGUCUUUGAAAGAUUUAAAGUAGUGGAUUUGUUGACAAUGGCAUCGCAACACCAAAAUAUAGUACUUGACGCAGAGCAUGAGAGAUCGAUGUUAGAAGGCGCUCUUACAUUUCUUGUGAUUCUCUUGAGUCUUCGUUUGCAUUUAGGAAUGUCUGAUGAUGAGAUUCUUAGGGCAGAGAUGGUAGCCCAGCUGUGUAUGAAUGACAGGACACACAGUUCGUUGUUGGACCUCAUUCCAGAAAAUCCAAAUCCCAAAAGUGGCAUUAUUCCAGGCAGUUAUAGCUUUGAAUCAGUUUUAUCAACUGUAGCUGAUUUUAAGGCUCCUGUUUUCGAACCUGGAGGUUCUAUGCAACAAGGCAUGUAUACUCCCAAAGGUGAAGUCUGGGAUCAGGAGUUUGACCCCGUCAUGGUCAUUCUUCGAACGGUUUACCGUAGAGAUGUGCAGUCUGCAAUGGACAGAUACACAGCAUUCUUAAAACAGAGUGGAAAAUUCUCUGGAAAUCCCUGGCCCCCCUAUAAGAAAAGGACACCACUCCAUCCCAGCUAUAAAGGUCUCAUGAGACUUUUGCACUGUAAAACUUUACACAUUGUGCUAUUCACUCUGCUUUACAAGAUUUUGAUGGAUCAUCAAAAUCUGUCAGAACAUGUUCUCUGCAUGGUUUUAUACCUGAUUGAAUUAGGACUCGAAAAUUCUCCUGAAGAGGAGUCAGAUGAAGAAGCACCAGUGGGUGGACCAGAACGUUGCCAUGACAGUUGGUUUCCUGGAAGUAACUUGGUAUCGAACAUGCGACACUUUAUAAACUAUGUUAGAGUCAGAGUUCCAGAGACGGCUCCUGAAGUGAAGAGAGACUCACCUGCAAGUACUAGUUCUGAUAGCUUGGGUUCUUUACAAAAUUCUGGUACAGCUCAAGUUUUCAGCUUAGUAGCAGAGCGUAGAAGGAAAUUUCAGGAGAUCAUCAAUCGCAGUAGCAGUGAAGCAAAUCAGGUGGUUCGUCCCAAAACUUCAAGUAAAUGGUGUGCUCCUGGUUCAGCUCCACAGCUAACUACAGCCAUUUUGGAAAUAAAAGAAAGCAUAUUGUCUUUGCUAAUUAAACUUCACCACAAACUCUCAGGAAAACAAAACUCCUACUAUCCUCCUUGGCUAGAUGACAUAGAAAUUUUAAUCCAACCAGAAAUACCUAAAUAUAGUCAUGGAGAUGGUAUAACUGCAGUAGAAAGAAUUUUACUAAAAGCUGCAUUGCAAAGCAGAAUGAACAAACGCCUCAUUGAAGAGAUAUGUAGAAAAGUGACCCCUCCUGUGCCACCCAAAAAAAUCACUGCAGCAGAGAAGAAAACACUGGACAAAGAAGAAAGGCGACAAAAGGCUAGAGAGAGGCAGCAGAAAUUGCUUGCAGAGUUUGCUUCACGACAGAAAAGCUUCAUGGAAACUGCCAUGGAUGUUGACUCUCCUGAAACGGAUAUUCCUAUGGAGAUAACCACAGCAGAACCACAAGUUUCUGAGGCAGUAUAUGACUGUGUUAUUUGUGGACAGAGUGGCCCCUCCUCUGAAGACCGACCUACGGGAUUGGUUGUACUAUUACAAGCAUCUUCAGUUUUAGGGCAGUGUCGUGACAGCAUUGAGCCAAAAAAGCUGCCAGUCACUGAAGAGGAACAGAUUUACCCUUGGGAUACAUGUGCAGCAGUUCAUGAUGUGAGGCUUUCAUUAUUACAGCGGUAUUUUAAAGAUAGUUCCUGUCUCUUGGCAGUAUCAGUUGGUUGGGAAGGAGGUGUUUAUGUACAAACCUGUGGCCACACUUUACAUAUAGAUUGUCAUAAAUCUUACAUGGAAUCAUUACGGAAUGACCAGGUUCUUCAGGGCUUCUCAGUGGACAAAGGAGAAUUCACGUGUCCUCUCUGUAGGCAGUUUGCUAACAGUGUUCUUCCCUGUUAUCCUGGAAGCAGUGUGGAAAAUAACCUUUGGCAACGUCCUAGUAACAGAAGCAUGCAAGAUCUCAUAAAGGAAGUGGAGGAGCUGCAGGGACGGCCGGGAGUUUUCACAUCAGAAACCAACUUAAGUAAAGAAAUGGAAUCUGUAAUGAAAGAUAUCAAAAAUACCACUCAGAAGAAAUAUAGAGACUAUAGCAAGACCCCAAGCUCACCAGAUAAUGAUUUUCUCUUUAUGUACUCUGUUGCUAGAACCAAUUUGGAACUUGAAUUAAUUCAUCGAGGAGGCAAUUUAUGUUCAGGUGGUGCAAGCACAGCUGGCAAAAGGUCUUGUUUAAAUCAGUUGUUCCAUGUAUUAGCCUUGCACAUGCGGCUGUAUAGCAUUGAUUCUGAGUAUAAUCCCUGGAGAAAACUCACUCAAUUAAUAGAGGACAUGAAUUCACAGCUGAGGAAUGAAGAACAGCUUGAGGUUCCAAUUCUUUAUCAUGAUGUUACAUCCCUUUUGCUCAUCCAGAUCUUAACGAUGCCACACCCCUUACACAAAGAUCACUUUACCUGCAUUGUGAAGGUGCUUUUUACACUACUCUAUACACAGGCACUCGCGGCACUUUCAGUUAAAUGUAGUGAGGAAGACAGGUCAGCCUGGAAACAUGUGGGAGCUCUCAAAAAGAAUCCAUGUGAUGCCGAAAAGUCUUAUGAAGUGUUGUUGAGCUUCGUAAUAAGUGAACUAUCUAAAGGAAAGUUAUACCAUGAAGAAGGAUCUCAGGAGUGUGCAAUGGUUAGCCCUAUUGCUUGGUCUCCUGAAUCCAUGGAGCGAUACUUACAGGACUUCUGCUUACCUUUUCUCAGAAUCACCAGUCUUCUUCAGCACCACCUUUUUGGAGAAGAUUUACCUAGCUGCCAGGAAGAAGAAGAAUUUUCAGUUCUUGCCAGCUGCCUGGGACUUCUGCCAGCAUUUUACCAAACAGCACAUCCAUUCAUCAGUGCCUCCUGUCUGAAUUGGCCAGUUCCAGCAUUUGAUAUUAUAUCUCAGUGGUGUUUUGAGAUAAAUUCAUUUACUGAAAGACAUGCAGAACAAGGAAAGGCCCUGCUUAUCCAAGAGUCAAGAUGGAAAUUACCACAUCUUCUACAGUUGCCUGAGAAUUAUAACACCAUUUUUCAGUACUACCACAGAAAAACCUGCAGUGUUUGUACCAAGGUUCCCAAAGAUCCUGCCGUUUGCCUUGUUUGUGGUACUUUUGUAUGCCUAAAAGGACUUUGCUGCAAGCAACAAAGUUACUGUGAAUGUGUAUUGCAUUCUCAGAACUGUGGUGCUGGAACAGGGAUUUUCCUUUUGAUCAAUGCAUCAGUGAUUAUAAUCAUUCGAGGCCACCGCUUCUGCCUGUGGGGUUCCGUGUAUUUGGAUGCUCAUGGAGAGGAAGACCGUGAUCUUAGGCGAGGCAAGCCUCUCUAUAUUUGUAAGGAAAGAUACAAAGUUCUUGAACAACAGUGGAUUUCUCAUACCUUUGAUCACAUCAAUAAAAGAUGGGGUCCACAUUAUAAUGGGCUGUGACUUACCACCUCAACAUCACAUCAUAUCAUCGUUUUCAUUAAGAAUUUACUUUUAUCAGCAAUAAGCUUUAACUUAAUUUGGGAGAUUAAUGCUCUUGCUGGAGGAAAAAAAGUAUACAUUCUGAAGCUUUUCCAAAAUUAGGUGCUUGGUAACCACAUUAAUGGUAUAAUAAUUAAAAUUAAAAAAAAUGUAUCUGGAAAACAUAACAAGUAACAAGUUAAGUCGUUCUUUAGUGGUCCUUUUUUUUAGUCCACAGUUAAUAAGAAGCACAAUUCGUUCACAAAAUCAUUUAGAAAUGAUUCUCCCAACAAUGCCUCUCAGUUAUUCAUACUUUGAGUGUGAUUUAUUUGACCUUUUACUGCUUCUUUAUAUCUGUGUGUUUAAUUUGCAACUGCUAAACAUAUUGCAUCUUUUUCCUCUGUCAUUCUUGUGUGGAUUUGAGAUUUUUGCUGUAUGUAAUUAGACAAAAUGUAAAACACGAUUUAUGUGAAAUAUUGUAUAGUAAAAGUUGGUCUAAUAGUAGAACUUUGAAAUUUUUUCUUAUUGUGAGAAAUCUGUUAAAAGUUUAAGGCUUUGCUGAAAACUGAAUUCAUUCUCAGGAAUUUCAUAAAUAUUCUCCCCAGGUAAAUAAUUGAAAUAGCUGUAAAAUAGUAGAUAGCUGCUGUUAAUAUAAUACAGUAUGUUUUGGGGGAUAUAUAUGUGUUUGGAGGGGUCCUUAAAAAUCAAAAUUUGCCAUUUCAGUUGGAAGAAUUACUAGCAGUAGUAACAAGUAAGAUUUUAUCAUAAAAUCAAAUGUUUUAAGAGCAUACACAUGGCAGGUUUUGAUUCUGUGCGUGACCAUCUUUUAUAUUACCAACCAGAUUUUUGUUUAAAUGAUUGGAUUGGAAAUGUGCAGACUUCCCCAUAAAGGAAACAUAAUUUUGGAGCUUUUCUGUCAGCUCAAGAGGUUCAACUAUAUUGUAUUUGUGCAGUGUAAUCACUGUUAUUUCUGCUUGAUUUCCUUAAAGAGAAAAAAGGCUCAGUGGCAAUGACCCUUAUGAAUGAGCUGUGCAUCUGCAUUCUCCUUAGAAACUGCUGUGAAAAGGAAUUUAUAUUUGUAGGGUGUUUAAAUCAGUACGAAUGGGAAUGAUUGAGCUAAAACUCACUCUAUAAGUAGUGAAAGAAGAUUACAGAUAAGCAUGUUAUAUAUUGCUACCAAGAUUUUUUUUCCAAAUGAUUCAAAUGAUUUGAUGAUUAUUUCAUAUAUAGUGCUAUUAACCAAUUCCUGGAACUUUGGACUUCCAUGGCUUAUUAUAUAAAAUUACAUUUUUGUGUGUAAAAAUAAAGUAAAAGACAUCUAAUGAUAAAAUAUAAAAAUAAAGUUAGAUCCAUGUUCUAAAAAAUUAUUGAACGACAUGACAUUACCAAAUAUGCAAAUUGACAUUAAAUGAUGGCCUAGCAUUAAAAUAGGGAAAGCAGAGCCGUACAUUUUCAAACAUGUCCAAAAGGCAAAACUUCACCUAUAGCUCUACAAUAAAAUACAUGGAAAUAGCUUGCUAUUUUUAUAUGCAUUUCCAAAAUACUAAGAUAACUUUCUGUAAGACUAGAAUAAUUGUUUGACUAAAUAGCUGUCCUUUUCAACACAUUGCUACUUUUUUAAAUACUGUAUCAUAAGUUCAGCCUGUCAUAUUUUUUGCAUUGGUCAUUAUGAAUACCAGACCAUUUUGUAAGUGUGGUUGAAGAGCAAAAUGCUAAUUUACAUCUCUAGUAAAUUUCUGUUACAGGAUUCAUGAACUUGAUUAAUUCUGCAGUUUGAAACUGAUGCUAUAUAUACAUGGUAUAAUAUAUUCAGACUUUGAUUACUACGUAUUUAAAAUGGAAUGUUUUAUGGUUGUGCAUAUGGAUGUGAAGUGAAAAUAUUAGCCUUAACUUUAAAAUUUGGGUAUUUGAUAGUGUUUAUUUUGAUAUUGGUGAAUUAGUCACCAGUAAAUUUUAAAAAAAGCACUUGGUUGGAAAUUGUACUUGAAUACAUACAUGCAUGCUGCUAAACUAGAACUUUAAUUUUUUUCCCCAUAACUUUUAUAAGUCCCAUUUAUAAGCCCGCUUUUAAAAAUAACAGGUCCAAAUUAGAGUGACGUGUGUAUAUUAUUGAAAAAAUGUACUGGUGUGAUAUCUUGUAUGAAUGAUCAUUUAAAUACAGUACAUUACUGUAGAAGCUAAAUCAAUCUUUAUAAUUAAGCAGAAAUUACAAAACUAGGAAUAAUGAACAUUGUAAGAUAUGUUAAUAAAAACCUACUGUCAUUUGGUUUGUGAAAGG
This is a messenger RNA of Trichechus manatus latirostris (Florida manatee), 9796 nucleotides long. It is a transcript of the gene UBR3, whose product is annotated as ubiquitin protein ligase E3 component n-recognin 3. Gene Ontology annotation, cellular component: ubiquitin ligase complex; cytoplasm. The transcript is spliced from 39 exons. Gene Ontology annotation, molecular function: zinc ion binding; ubiquitin protein ligase activity. Gene Ontology annotation, biological process: protein ubiquitination; ubiquitin-dependent protein catabolic process via the N-end rule pathway. The record is from RefSeq and is a predicted model, not a curated record. The coding region runs from base 2443 to 7500 and encodes 1685 amino acids. Lineage: Eukaryota; Metazoa; Chordata; Mammalia; Sirenia; Trichechidae.